AUGACAAACAUAUUUAAUGUUUGUCUUUUUUCUUUGCUAUGUUUUUCCUAUUCAUGUGUAGCGUCAGCCCGCCAGUUGCCUAAAGAAUGCUCUAAAGGGCCUUCCUAUUGGUGUCAAAGCCUUAAAAUUGCAUCCGAUUGCGGCGCUGUCGGACACUGCAUUGGCACAGUGUGGGAGAAGCAGGAACAGGAAAUACGCAGAAACGAUGUCUCCGAAAAAUUCAUCCGACUCUUCAGGCAGCUGAAGGAUGUCAAGGAUCUGAUUAAUGCGGAAUAUCUGUCAGCACGCAUGAAUACGGCGUGCCGUGAUGUUUCCGACCCAGCUAUUACUAAGUACUGUCGCGAGAACACCGCCUACCUGGAGGAGUACCUUGCAGCUCUGUUGUCAUCCAAUACUUCCCCUGAGACCAUGUGCCGCGUCGUUGCCAUGUGCAAUAGCGACAAGUUGGACCAUAUCAUGUCGAUGAACAAAAAGAAAUCGACUACAAUUGACAAGUACGAAGGUAAACUUUUAGGCUCAUCACGCUGUACUUGGGGACCAUCUUAUUGGUGCAGCAACUUCAGCACUGGACGGGAAUGCAAAGCAACACACCACUGCGUGAGCCGGGUGUGGCCUCGCGUCGACUUCCCGCAAGACAACGACGGCAUCUGCAAGAUCUGUACGGAUAUGGUGAAACAAGCCCGCGACCAGCUGCAGAGCAACGAAACUCAGGAAGAAUUAAAAGAAGUGUUCGAGGGCUCAUGCAAACUGAUCCCGAUCAAGAUAGUGCGUAAGGAGUGCAUAGCGUUGGCGGACGACUUCGUGCCCGAGCUGGUGGAGACCUUGGCGUCACAGAUGAACCCGCAGGCAGUCUGCUCAGUUGCUGGACUUUGCAAUAACGCGAGGAUCGAUGCGCUCCUCGAGGACUAUAACAAAAAGUUGGAGCUUCGUUCGGGCUGCAACAACUGUCGCAGAACUGUAGGCGUUGUCAGGAAGAGAUUCGACGCGACCACGUACGAAGACUUCCUCGUCGGAUUACUGCAGGUAUGCGGCCGAAUGAGCUCGUUGUCGGACUCGUGCUCAAUGCUGACAUUCAAGUACUACGAGAACAUCCUCGCGGCUAUCAAGAAGGAUCUCACGCCGCACAGCAUCUGCCAUCUCAGCGGGCAAUGCGCCAUGCGAUACCACUCGCACGAUGACUACGAUUUCCCCGACACCAAGCUGGAAAAUCUCAAGGCCACCGAUGACGUUCCAUGCGAGUUUUGCGAGCAAGUGGUCAAUCAUCUGCGAGACGUGUUGGUUGCAAACACUACCGAAUCCGAAUUCCACAGGGUGCUUAUUGGUCUGUGCAAGCAAACGGGUUCAUUCAAAUCGGAAUGCUUAAGCAUCGUUGAGCAAUACUACUCCGUUAUAUACAACUUCCUCGUGUCGGAGCUGAAAGGAGACGAAAUUUGCACACUCAUGGGAAUCUGCUCGAAGAAGGCCGAUGUCCCCGUAGCAGUGUUGCUUCCUAAAGAAUUGGCUGUAAAAGCGAUCACGCAGUCACCGAAGCUUAUUGGAACUGAUGAGGCCAAUAGUUAUACCACUCCAAAGGUUGCCCGCGUGCCUGUAGCGAACAAGCAGACGAACGUGCGUAUAAUCAGCGAGUCCAGCGCUCAGUUGCCCAUCGAGCGAAUGUUCGUGUCUGUGCCGCAGAGCAAGGCCGCCUGUUCCUUCUGCCAGUACUUCCUGCACUACCUGCAGGUCGAGCUCAGCGACACCAACACAGAGGAAUCGAUCCAGGAGGCUGUGUCCAAAGCAUGCAAUAGUCUACCGCAGUCAGUCAACAGCGAGUGCAAGCAGUUCGUCACUGAAUACGGCCCAGCAGUAAUUGCAUUGCUUGUCCAAGAAAUCGACCCAUCUAGUGUGUGCCCUGCUUUAGGUCUCUGCCCGCAGACGGAGGAAGUGCGCCACGUCUCUAUUAACUCUGAUAAGUCCAACUGUCCGCUCUGCUUGUUCGCAGUGGAACAACUCGAAACAAUGCUAAAGAACAAUCGCAGUGAGGACAACAUUCGUCACGCUUUAGACAACCUUUGCAACCAUCUAUCCGCUAAGCUUCGUACGGAAUGCGUGGACUUUGUCGACUCGUAUACCAAGCAGCUUGUAGAGAUGCUUGUAGCGAAUAUGAACGCACAGGAGAUCUGCGUGUUCCUCAAACUGUGCAAGGACGAAGUAAAGGACCCGCUGAAGAUCACCCAUCAGUCGAUAGACAAGUUCCACGAGCAACCGCAGUUGAGGGGUGACAGAAACAACUUCAGAAGGAAGUCUAUGCUACCGCAGGAGAUGUUGGAGACGACAGCCGGUGAUAUAGAGACGAACGAAAUUCCCGAUCACACAGUAAACGGUCGAAUGAAGAAACAACUUAAGCAGAAGUCCGUGUGCAUCAUGUGCGAGUUUGUUAUGAAAGAAAUUGACGACCAGAUUAAAGACAAACAUAACGACGACGAAAUUAAAAAAAUAGUGCACGGCGUCUGCAAACGUAUGCCCAAGUCAGUGCGCUCUGAGUGUGAUCAAUUCGUAGAUAAAUACUCCGACUUGGUCAUCAGUCUGCUGGCCCAGGAGCUGGACCCGUCCGAAGUCUGCCAGGAAUUGAAACUUUGCGACUCCACUAGGAUGACUGACGUUAAAGCAGAGGCGAUCUUGGACUGCGCGGUGUGCGAGACGGUGGUGAUGGCGGUGAAGAAAGUGCUCAGCAACGACAAGGUGGACCGCAACAUCGUACAUGUGGUGGAGAAGUCCUGCGCACUGCUGCCCGCCAAGUACUCUGACAGGUGCCACACGAUGCUGGAGAUCUACGGCGACAGCGUCAUCCACCUGAUCGAGGAGUUGGGUACGAAGGGCGUAUGCGAGAAAAUCGGUCUCUGCUCCGACCACAGUGCGGCCUACGUGCACAUGCACACGGGCAACUAUUGA
Parnassius apollo (apollo) is the source of this 2931-nucleotide messenger RNA. NCBI's taxonomy places the organism in Eukaryota, Metazoa, Arthropoda, Insecta, Lepidoptera, Papilionidae. The record is from the annotation of a GenBank genome assembly.